AUGCCUCUCCGCACGCUCAACCCCUUCAUCUCCUCCUCGCCCUCCUCCACCACUACCACCACCGAGGUCCUGUCCGAGAAGGAGCCCAUUCGCAUCGAGUCGCGCGAAGUACGAGAGCGAAACCGAGCAAAGUUCCGUCCGCGAUUCAGCAUACCGUUCUCUGGCUCGCCCAAGACACCCACACGGCCAUCGUCAGAGCCGACAGGACGACUCGAACCACCAUCGCAACCACCCACCUCCUUUCGACCACCUUCGCCACAGAUACCAACUCUCAGCCUCCCGACCAUCAAUCUCACCACAGCGACUGGCGAAAAGAGUAAGAUGGAAGAGAUGUCCAAGCCACUGACUCUCUUCGCCCCACCGAGCCCUGCAGAGGUAAAGCGGACAGCGAAAGCGCACGCGGCGUUCGGUCCUCUGGGGUCCAAACAACACCUCUACUCCUCCCGCUUCGUCGGCACCGAGUUCCCAGAGCCAAUCGCGGACGAACCACCCUACUUCUACCUCAUCACCACCUACAUCUCCUACCUCAUCCUCAUCAUCUUCGGCCACGUACGGGACUUCUUCGGAAAGCGCUUCAAGCAGGAGUCGUACAAGUACUUGCAAGAAAGAGAUGGAUAUGCGCCAUUGAACAGCGAUUUUGAUAACUUCUACAUCCGGAGAUUGCAGCUGAGGAUCAAUGACUGCUUCCGGAGGCCGGUGACGGGUGUGCCGGGGCGUUUCAUUACGCUGCUGGACCGGGAGAGCGACGACUUCAACUUGAGCUUCAAGCUGAAGGGCACGACCACGGAGACGCUGAAUAUGUCUUCGUACAAUUAUCUCGGCUUCGCGCAGUCGGAGGGUGAAUGCGCGGACGAUGCGGAGAAAAGCAUCAAGAAGUACGGCAUCUCCUUCUGCUCGCCGAGAGGAGACAUUGGUACGAGCGACCUGCACACUGCGGUCGAGCAGCAGGUUGCAGAGUUCGUGGGCAAGGAGGCGGCCACCAUCCACAGCAUGGGUUUUGUCACCAAUGCGACCACCUUCACUGCUUUGGUUGGCAAGGGCUGUCUCAUGAUCUCGGACCAGCUGAACCACUCUUCGAUCCGCUUUGGUGCGCGUUUGUCAGGCGCUGUCAUCGACAUGUUCAAGCACAAUGACAUGGCCGACCUCGAACGUCUCCUCCGCGAGCGCAUCUCGCAAGGCCAGCCCCGGACACAUCGACCCUGGAGGAAGAUCCUGGUUGCAGUGGAGGGCCUGUACAGUAUGGAAGGCACUAUGGUCAACCUCCCAGGACUGGUGGCGCUCAAGAAGAAGUACCAGUUCGCUCUGUACGUCGACGAGGCCCACUCCAUCGGCGCGCUGGGCCCACGUGGACGCGGCGUGUGUGACUAUUUCGGUAUUCCCACCAGCGAAAUCGACAUCCUCAUGGGCACCUUCACCAAGUCUUUCGGUGCGAACGGUGGCUACGUCGCAGGCCCCAGGGCAUUCAUCGACAAGAUCCGCGUCACGAACGCUGGCACCAUCUUUGGCGAGACACCCACUCCAGCCGUCCUCACGCAAAUCCAAACCUCACUAAAGAUCAUCAACGGCGAGAUCUGCAAUGGACAGGGCGAAGAGCGUCUCCAGCGUCUGGCGUUCAACUCCCGAUACCUGCGUCUUGGUCUCAAGCGCCUCGGCUUCAUCGUCUACGGCCACGACGACUCGCCCAUCAUUCCGCUCCUCCUCUACCACCCGGCCAAGAUUCCUGCCUUCUCGCACGAAAUGCUGAAGCGCAAGAUCGCUGUCGUCGUUGUCGGAUACCCCGCCACACCGCUCAUCUCCUCGCGCGCACGUUUCUGCGUCAGCGCCGCACACACGAAAGACGACCUUGACCGUAUGCUCGCGGCGUGCGAUCAAGCUGGCGACAUUCUGCAGCUGAAGUUCAGCUCCGGCAUCGCAGGCGGACAGGAGCCGGUGCACGAUGGUCUGACGAACGAAGGCGUGAACGAGAUGCGCAGCUGUCUCGAAGCGGGCGGUGAGCCAGCCGUGGAUCCACCGCGGUGGAAGCUGGAGGACGUGCUGAAGAGGGGUGUGCAAGAUGUCAAGAAGCCGCUUUGUUGA
This is a messenger RNA of Saxophila tyrrhenica, 2076 nucleotides long. RefSeq names its product serine palmitoyltransferase component (gene LCB2). The transcript has a single exon. Gene Ontology annotation, molecular function: serine C-palmitoyltransferase activity; pyridoxal phosphate binding. NCBI's taxonomy places the organism in Eukaryota, Fungi, Ascomycota, Dothideomycetes, Mycosphaerellales, Extremaceae. Gene Ontology annotation, biological process: sphingosine biosynthetic process; ceramide biosynthetic process. The record is from RefSeq and is a predicted model, not a curated record. Bases 1 to 2076 code for a protein of 691 amino acids. Gene Ontology annotation, cellular component: serine palmitoyltransferase complex.